This is a messenger RNA of Triticum urartu, 912 nucleotides long. Its product is annotated as putative protein phosphatase 2C 37. Gene Ontology annotation, biological process: protein dephosphorylation. NCBI's taxonomy places the organism in Eukaryota, Viridiplantae, Streptophyta, Magnoliopsida, Poales, Poaceae. Gene Ontology annotation, molecular function: protein serine/threonine phosphatase activity; cation binding. The record is from RefSeq and is a predicted model, not a curated record.
GCAGUGUGGUCCCUCGCGUUCGGGUCCGUGUCGCAGCGGGGACUGGAUCAGCGGAAGGGCAUGGAGGACAGCGUGUCGCUGCGCCCGUCCUUCUGCGCCUGGGCCGACGGCUCCCCCAUGCACUUCUUCGCCGUCUUCGACGGCCACGGUGGCCCACAGGUGUCGGCCCUUUGCAGUGACCAGAUGCACGUCAUACUGGCGGAGGGGCUGGCCCGCGUGGCAACUGCCUACCGGAUGGAGCACCCGGAAAAUGAUGAAGAGGCGGAGCGUCGCGCGUGGGAGGCGGCGCUGAAGCGGAGCUUCGAGCAGACGGACACACUGGGGAUGGGGUUGUCGGAAUCGGGGUUGCCCAUCAUGGGGUCCACUGCCGUGGUGGCGCUCCUGGUCCGCGGCAGCAUCCUCAUGGCCAACUGCGGCGACUCCCGCGCCGUGCUCUGCCGCGCCGGACACGCCUUACCACUCUCCCAGGACCACAAGCGGGAGCGGCCGGACGAGAGGGCGCGGGUGGACGCGGCCGGCGGCAAAGUGCGCACCUCCGACGACGGGCAGCUGCGCGUACGGGGAGUGCUUGCAAUGUCUCGCGCAUUAGGGCACAAGCUCCUUAAGCCUGCAGUGAUAUGUGAGCCAGAUAUAACCAUGACGACUCGAUCGGAGGAUGACGACUGCCUGAUCCUCGGGAGCGAUGGCUUGUGGGAUGUCAUCGAGAACCAUAUUGCCUGCAAUGCCGUGCGGAACUGCCUAGAAUUAGAAAACAAGAACAACCAAGGUGUUCCUAGAGGGGGUGCACUGAUAGGACAAGAGGAAGAGGUUGGCUGCAACAAUGCUGCAACCCUCCUAAAGAACAUGGCAAUCUGCAAGCAUAGCCAGGAUGACAUUAGUGUUGUCGUACUUGAUCUGAAGGCAAGAGGUUAG